UUUUGUGGUUUUCAUGCUGUUUGGGUGAUGGUGAUGUCAUCAGUUCUUACAGUGACCUGUUUUCUUGAAACAUGAGCUAUGAUCAAGCGAUCUGAUUUGAGCAUUUGUGUUCUCGCCUACAGCUCCUGCUAAUAAUGUCUCGCUGGGACACAAUGGACCAGAUGUGAGUGAAAGACAGAGGAGCGGGGAAUCCGACACCUCAAAGUCAAUCCCACACAUCCAUUUUGUCUGGCAUGGCAAAACCUUUUGACACAUCACAAAUCCGAAGUGGAAAGAUGAGAUGAUACCACAAAAAAAUCCAUUCAAGUGUGUCGGAGCCUGUGGAGGAAGGGAGCAGCUCGGUGUCCAGGAGAGAUCAACCUGCACUAAAGGAUUUCUGACUGACAACUCUCUCACUGUGAUUACUCCAGCCGCUUUUCAAGAUUCAAGAUUUUGGCUGGACUGUGUGUGCAGCCUAAAUGACGAAGUGGAACUUGUUCAAGCAUCAGACAACACCCAUGGUCGCUGCUAAACCAACGGGGGCCAGUGCCUUGACUGCGACUCCAGCCCCUGUGGCAUUAGUCUCCGCCGACAACUCCACCGAGCCAGUCAACAAGAAUGAUGCCUUCGACGAGAUCAAAAACAAGUUCCUGAAUGAAAUCGACAAGAUCCCACUGCCGUCCUGGGCCAUCAUUGCCAUUGCCGUGGUCGCUGCUUUACUCAUUCUAACAUGCUGCUUCUGCAUCAUCAAGAAAUGCUGUUGCAAGAAGAAGAAGAACAAGAAGGGCAAGAAGGGGAAGGGUGACAUGGGAAUGAAGAACUUGAAAGGGGGAGAGAAACAACAGGAUGAUGAUGAUGAAGAAGAUGAUGUGGAACCUGGACUGACUGGAGAUGAGAAAGAGGAGGAAGUGAAGGAGAAGGAAAAGCUCGGGAAGCUGCAGUACUCCAUCGAUUAUGACUUCCAAGAGAACAAGCUGACUGUGGGAAUCCUGCAAGCAGCUGAUCUCCUCUCCAUGGACAGCGGUGGCACCUCAGACCCCUACGUCAAGGUCUUCGUCCUCCCUGACAAGAAGAAAAAGUUUGACACAAAGGUUCACAAGAAAACACUCAAUCCUGUCUUCAAUGAGACCUUUACCUUCAAGAUACCGUUCCAAGAGAUGGGAGGGAAGACUCUGGUGAUGUCCGUCUAUGACUUUGAUCGUUUCUCUAAACAUGAUGUCAUCGGAGAGAUUAAGAUACCCAUGAACACCCUUGAUCUGGCAAAGCCAAUUGAGGAGUGGAGAGACCUAGACAGCGCAGAUCAAGAGGAGCCAGAGAAGCUGGGUGAUAUUUGCAUCUCCCUGCGUUACGUUCCCACUGCUGGCAAACUCACCAUCUGUAUUCUGGAGGCUAAGAACCUGAAGAAAAUGGACGUGGGUGGACUGUCAGAUCCCUAUGUGAAAAUCAACCUGCUGCAGAAUGGAAAGAGGCUGAAGAAGAAGAAGACGACGGUGAAGAAGAACACUUUGAAUCCUUACUACAACGAGUCCUUCAGCUUUGAGAUUCCUCUUGAGCAAAUGCAGAAAAUCCAAGCUGUGAUCACAGUGCUGGAUUAUGACAAGAUUGGCAAGAACGAUGCCAUUGGGAAGAUCUGGGUGGGAAGCAAGGCCACAGGGGCCGGCCUGAAACACUGGUCUGACAUGCUGGCCAACCCCCGUCGUCCCAUCGCCCAGUGGCAUCCACUGCAGCCAGAAGAAGAAGUGGAUGCCUCCCUCGCAGCCCUGACUGCCAAGAAGUAAACUCCCACCACCUCCACACCUACCUACCCAUGCAUUUCCCAUCCUUUCCCCAGGUCCCACAUAUCAGUGUAUAUUCCAGAAGAACACCCCAACUGUACAUCUGCUCCCUCCACCACCUUCCUCUCCCACUGCCACCUCUCAAAAGAUCCAUAGAUACCAUUCGACAUGAUGGGAAAUAUAGUUUAAAAAAAGCAUCAUGUUAUAUUAAAUCAUGUCACCGAAAAAAGAAGACAAGUAACAGGAUGGACAGAUACUCCGUUGAUUUCCUUUAGAUCUAUUUUUGUAUUGGGGUUGUGGUUCCAUUAAUAAGAAUACAGAGUAGACUAUGAAGAACAGUAAGAGUGCUAUUAUGGGAAUCUGGUGAUAGAGGGGAUAAAACAUACAUUCACUCAUAUUGUACUUCUCACCCCUUCCCUUUAGUGACACAGUUUGCUUAGAAUAGUGCUUAAUAAUAAAAUGCUUUAUACUGCCAUAUGAUAGAGGAAUAACACAAGCAGGUCCGUUCCUUAGGUGUAUCGUGCACCAUGUUCCACACCUGCCAGUCAUCAUACUAGAUGAUUCUGUUAGUUUGAAGUACAUUCCUAGAGUUGGGUAUCAAAGUAGGGAUAGACACAUAUCCAGUUACCCACAAACACACUGCCUUUUUUAAUUAGUUAACCUUCCACUCAUCGUCUCAGGAAAACUGAGAGGAAAUGGAAACUCCAUGCCUUUUUUUCUAAACGGGUUGUUAUUAUUCAACUACUCCACUGGAUGAGAAAGAAAUAUUGGAUUCAAAAGCUUGACCGCUGUUUUUUUUUCGGUGACCUGAGGCUUGCGGAUAGUGUUAGUUUAUCCAUGAAAUGGCGUGUCAGGGGAGAGGGAGGAAAUAAUGGAUUUUCAGUACAAAAAAAAAGAAGGUAUUUGUGUAUUUUUUGCAAAAAAAAGGCUGCGUCCGUCAUCUGAACAACAAAAAGCGUGGAAAUAUCAGAGCGGGUACAACAAAGACUGAUUCCAACCACCAAUGACAUGAUAUUUACAAGGUGUCGAUUACUGCCUGCAGUCUACCACCUCCCCUCCCAACGCCUCUGAUUCUGUAUCUCACUUGUUCAGUGCUACUGCCAUUAGUCAUGGACUUGACACAAGGGUUUUACUUCAAAGGAAUCCCUAUAACCGUCUUACAGUCAUAAAGGAGACAAGCCUUCCAAGUAACAAAAUAAGCAAUUUUCAACUACCAGGGACGCCUUCCAGUUAGCGGUGUUGUUCUCUUCAUUUCUUUCUUUCCUCUAUUUUUUCUGUCCUAUUUCUAUUUUCCUUUUACCUAUCCAGUUGUAUUUUAUUUGUAUUUAACUUCAAACACUUUUAUUCCUUAAGCACUUUAAAUCAGCAUAUUACUUUUCGGUACGCUCAGAAACCAGAGCUUUAAUUAUUUACGUUGGGAGUAACUGCUGUUUUUUUUUUUUUAAAAAGAGCAAGGAGUGCUUUUUUUUUUUUUUUUUUUUGCUUCUUGUUGCUUUCUUUCGCCUCAGCUUUUUUUGUGUGUGUAUACGCUUUAAUUGUUUGGAUAUCACGUUUCUCUCUUGAUUGCAAGGAUGUGGUCUGGAAGAAGGCACUGAUCCAUGUGUAUUUUAUGCACAGCUUACCAAACUGUUGAAUUUAAUUGCACUACUGGGUAUUAUUCUGUUCUGUGGUAAUUUGACACUGUUCUUUGAUCUGUGUAGUUUUUUCUUUCUUGUGAUAAAAUGUUGUGAGAUUGAAUUUUUCUGUGGCACAUGUGGCAUGCCAGAAAGGUCUCCUCGUAUAAAUGGACUCUGCUGAUAGGAUAAGAGACGCAUUUCCAUCCAGCGCUGAUCCCAGGAUCCUUCACAGAAUGUAUUAUGUUCAAUAUAGAGAGCUGAAGUCACGUCCAUGCUGGCCUCUGUUGAAUUAGCGCCUGUAACUCAAUAUAAUCUCCCGUUCAGCCUUUCUUUUAUGUCUCUCUGAAUCCAGCGGUAAAUCAAUUACACAGGUCUCCUUUUGGUGUGAAACAAAGUUAAAUAAUAAUUAUUUUAUGAGCACAGAAAAAAAACCUGCAGCUCCCAUGAAAUAUUACAGGUGGCACACUUGUGUCACUCUAACUUUAUUAACCCAAAUUCCCCAAGUUCUCUUCAAAAGUCUAUUUUCUUUAACUUUCUGCUCUGCUGAGAUGUUUCGCCUGCAAGUGUUCAUUGCUUAUAGGUAAUGGUGUUCAUUUAACACCACUAAAAACAUAAAUAUUGUCUUAAAACAGUGUUAGAUUGUUUCUAACUAUUAAUUUUAGCAGUAGCACAGAUGUCAGUGGGAUUUUCAAUGAGGUUUUCUUACCUUUAACCCAAAAGUGUCACUUUGGCCCUCUAUAUGUGCAAAUUAAUAUUCUGUUGAAGAGAGAUUUUGAGGGUUAACAUUGUCUCACUACAAAAUCCAAACGUCCAAACAAAAACUCGUCAUCCCUGGAUAAAUUAGUGAAGGCUGACUUGUUAGUUAAAGCUCUGAUAUGUAUUUGGACCUUAUUGCAGGUCUAAAAAAAUGCUGUCUCAGAGCACAAACAGCAAAAAACUACUUGUUGACUGUGUGCAACCUAAAUGAAACAAAUGCAGUCAACAUUUUCGACAUUACCACAACUUUUUGGGAAUUUAGUGAAUGUUGGCUCUUGUAUCUUUCUCUCUGCUGGAAAUUGUAAGUCUUUUCUUUCUAACCCUCAUAGACCAGGUUUCUGUUUCUCAUCUCUCGUCAUUUUUUUCUUCCGUUGACGAAGCAACACUAAAGAAAAGGCAACAUGGAAGCAAUCAAGCAACCCAUUGGUGUGUAGUUUUGCCUAUAUACAUAGUUCAUACACGUUGAUACUGCAUGUUUAUACAAAAUACUGUACAUAAGAGCAUGUUUUAGAGAUGAAGCAAAAAUAUCUCGUGUACGUAAAUGGGUGUCAUUUGUCAUUUUAAUAACACAACGAAGGGAAAAAAAAAAGAUGCACUGUAUAUUUUCUAAAUGAAACAAAUAUGUAUUUAUUUUCCAUGAGGGUCAUUGGAGAGAAUGUCAUACAAAUAUUAGAGUACUAUAACUAAUAAGAACCUUUCCACGCCUGAAAUUCUUAAGCAAGUGUGUCGUCCAGUACUGUGUGUGAGUUCAUGUAGGAUGAAAAUGUAGCCGCAUGCUUGCUAUCUAAUUCCUUGUGAUCAAAAAUUAUGAUUUGAUGCCAUUUAUCUGCCAUUCGUUUUGUUCCAGCACCUUUCUGAAGGCCAAUGUUUGACUUAUUUUCCGAAUUUUAUUGCUCUUGCUUUUGUUAAAAAAAGAAGAAAAAAAAGAAAUAUGUUUUAAGCGUUUAAUGUUUGGAACAGGGGAUUUCCAAGUCUAUAAAAUGAGAUUUUCUAAUAGCAGAUUUGACGCGGUGUUAUUCUGAAAUAACCAAUCAGAAAAGACUGAAUAAUUCCGCGAUCUGUAGGUGGAUUGUAGGAGUCGUCAUUUGUGCCAGCACUGACCUAGAAUGAAGUCUGUUGGAUCAUAUCUUUAUAUAAAAUGCAUUUCCAGGGGCCAAAAACAUGAAUAUCCCAUUCCAGUGAACACAAAUGACUUGGAAUCCCUUCUUCUCUCCUUCUUGACCUGGAAGUUUUUAUUUUUCUCUUGUAUUUAAAUGACCUGAAACACUUCACGGCUGUGUCUCUUUUACUGUGUUUAUUAUUCGAUAUAUGUAUGUGUAUACAAGAUAAAUGAAUAAGAUAAAACUAAAGCCAUAAAACUCAAGCACUAACUCUUUAGAGCUCAGCUGAGUAGCUAGAGUUUAUUUAUGAAGAAAAAAAAAUCUGACAUGUCUUCAUUUUCCUUGGCCAGUGUUUCUCUUUUACAUUCCUUUCAAAAGGUCUUUGUUCAUUGAGAAGGCAAAAUUCCAUUUUAGUGUAUAUGUGAGCUUUGAGAACAGUUGUGAGUUUAGUAGAGUGAGUGUGUCUUUUUCUACUUUCAGAGCUGUUGAUGUCCUUGUUUUAUAGAGGUAGCUGAUUUUACAGUAUUGUGAUUAGUAAUGUAUAUGCCUUGUUUUGAUAGUAUAAAUGAUAGAUAUAAUAUCACAAUAGGUUCUCAAUAAUAAUGCUAAAAUUAUAUAUAUAAAUACAUAUAUAUAUAUAUAUAGGAGAGUGUGUUCUAAUCUUGGGCUGAGUGCAAUUUAUGAAUCAAACUGGGUCACUCUUCGAGUUUCUCUUCUUCCACUUUAGCAGAAGAAUGUUCUAGUGACUACAUGUACAAUCAAUAACACACUGCUGGUGAUUUGUGGCUCACGCUGAUGGUCUUUGUUGUGUUUCUUUAUUGUUUUUUUUUUUUUUUAAAGCAAACUGCUCAAGCAACAAAAGCUAACAUGAAAAGAGAGAAACUUGGAACAGUGAAACCCAAGUUUUUAAGCCUGAAUCCCUCCCAUAGAACUAUGCAUAUAGUUAUGAUUUUCACAAACACAAAGCAGAAAACAACUAAAAACAUAGACAUAUGUUUUAUGUCAUGCACAUAAAAUAAAAUUGAACAAAUAGUUCCAAAUUUUGCUUUCUUGCCAAGAGUUACACAAGAGGACCACAUCUGCGCACUAAAUGCGCAUCUGGAGCCAAGAAGUGGCUAGCUUAGCUUAGCAUAAAGACUGGAAGACAGGGAGAAACUACUCUGUCUGUCCAAAUGUGAAAAAUCAACCUACAAGCAAUUCUGCAGCUCAAACAGUCCGAUCUGAAAAUAUGUAGAAAGUCAACUGUUGCAGAACAAAAUAUUGCUCUUUGUUGUUUUUUACAUUUCACAGAUUAGACAAUGAUAUAUAAAGUGCUUGUAGGUGUAUUUUUUCAGCUUGCAUAGAGUCCGACUGGUUGUUUCCACCUGUUCUCCAGUCUUGUUUUGUUCAAGGCUCCUGAACAAGAAGAACCUGGUAUCAAUCUCCUCAUUUAAUUCUUUGCAAAAAAACAAAUUAGAAACAAUCAUAAAGGGCCAAACUAUUCCUUUAAGCUCACCUCAGUCGCUGAGAUUUUAAACUGCCACAUCUGUUCUGGCAACAGUCCUCAAUGUGUCGCAUUAUUGCUGCACAUUGUCUAAUGCAAUAUUUAUUCACUGUCCCAUUAAUGCCACUGACUGUGACCAAAUGAUGCACUGAGAAUGAUUUUAAAUACAGGACUUCAGUGUAUUUCACAAAUACUGCCAGUACCUGAUUACAGUUGCCUGCAUUCUUUCGCCACUGUUUGACUCUGCAAAAGCCAAAAUAACGCAGAGCAGUGACAAAACACACCAGACGAUGGGGCAAAUGUGAUUUCAGGUAAACUUAUAGCACAUUUAGGAGAUUUGUUUCUUCAGUUUUCCUUUUACCUCUCGGGUCACCACGGUCACAUGACCACCGGACAAGUUCUAUGGGGGACAGAGACUGGGAGAUGUGUGAGUGCUUGUGUAUGUGGGAUAAUAGAUGAAGUGUAGGCCCUUUAGCAGACAUGGUGCAAAAACACAGCACUGGAUUAUACCAUACACAGUACAGGUCUGCAUGCAUGGGACACAUUACUCAUUCCUAAAUGUACAUCUUUGUAUGACUGUAAUACUCAAAACAACAAUCUUAGCUCUCUGUUUUAAAUAUGGGGAUUAAUCUGUUCUGUUGAUGGCUGUGUAGAUGUAUAAUACCUUAUGCACAACCGCAUCUGAAGCUGUGUGCUGUUUCAGCUGUGCAGAGACAGUUUAAGAGCACCGUUCACACAGUUGUGGUUCGUUUUUUUUGUUGUUGUUGUUGUUAAUUUUUUUUUACAUUUAUUUUUGAACAAAACGCUGGGAUUUAAAAAGGGAAACCAUCCAAAGUUCCGUUGAUCAUUUGCCACCUUGUCAAAAUGUGUUGAGGAGCCUCUCAGCAGGUAAAGACACCACUUUGAAACAUGUCGUCUUGUCUCCUCUAUUACUCGCUGUAUUUCUUCUUUGUAUUCUUGUGCAUAUGUGUAAUCACUUCUUCUUCUGUCGUUUAAUUUAUUUGUUUGCUCCGUGACGUAUACCUCUAGAAUGUAGGACUGUAUUGCCGUCACCAUAGUCUCUCACUUUUGCUUUCUGUUACCGUCUUUGUCUUGUUUCUGUGUAACCGACUGUGUACCAUCAUUAUGCUGAAUAGGAAGCAGGCUCACUGAUCUCUCCACUGAAUCUGCUUUUGCUGAGCGUAAAGAAUGCCGGCCUUCAUGUUUACAACAUGGACAUACUGUAUACUGCCAAACAUGCAGGACCGUAACAAACUCCCCCCUCUUGAGCGCUUAGUCCUCCACCUCUCAUACCCUGAUGCAACUGUAUUCUCAAGACUCCUUUCUUUUUUCCUUUCUCACCUCUUUCUCUUCAUCAUCUUUUAAAAGCAUCGGAGGACGGUCAGGUUGUGUCCUCUAGCUGUGUUUCUUCGUGUCUAGUGUCGUGGUGCGCGUGUUCAUGUCAGUACUUGUGCCUACUGUGGAUCGCAUGCUUUAGCCCUUGACUGGACACAAACGUUGCUCACAAACUCCUCUUGACCCUUAUGUGGACAAACGUUGGGGAUCCUUAUAAAGUUAUCAAGGGAACCAAAUAACUUAUUACAAAUUUAUCAUAUGUGUUACCAGUUCUGUAAAAACAAAUAGGAAAUAAAGGCCUUUUAAUUAC
Molecule: messenger RNA, 8354 nt
Organism: Amphiprion ocellaris (clown anemonefish)
Lineage: Eukaryota; Metazoa; Chordata; Actinopteri; Pomacentridae
Product: synaptotagmin-2-like
Exons: 12
Coding region: 459-1757 (432 amino acids)
Biological process (GO): synaptic vesicle endocytosis; regulation of dopamine secretion; regulation of calcium ion-dependent exocytosis
Cellular component (GO): synaptic vesicle membrane; dense core granule; axon
Molecular function (GO): phosphatidylserine binding; clathrin binding; calcium ion binding
Source: RefSeq, a predicted model, not a curated record